CUCAUUGUUAGCUUUCCCGAAGUUCACCAUGGGUACCAUCGACACACAUCACCAUCUGAUUCCGCCCAAGUUCACCGAGUUAUGGAAUGCCAAUAUUGAGAAGGCACGGGGAUUAAAGCUUCCAACUUGGACCAAAGAGGGUACUUUGCGGUCGCUAGAUGACUGCAAUAUUGCUACGGCGAUCCUCUCCCUCGGCCAUCCAAUUCAUCCCUACGUGAGCGACCCAGGGCAGGUGGGACCCAUCUGCCGUGAGAUCAAUGAAUAUACAGCCCAAUUCCGUGACAGUCAUCCGGACCGCAUUGGAUUCUUCGCAACAUUGCCACCGCUCGACCAACCGGGCGCCUGCAUUGCGGAGAUUAGAUACGCCUUCGAGGAGCUGCACGCGGAUGGCGUCGUCAUCUUUACCAGCUACGCCGGGAAGUACCUAGGCCACCCUGAGUUUCUCGAUGUAUGGGCCGAGUUGAACCGCCAUCAGGCGGUAAUUCUUAUUCAUCCAGGGUUUGAGGGCAUGGCCCCGAUCGAAGAGCCACGUCUCCUCGCAGCGCCGGUGUUGGACUGGACCCAUGAGACAACCAGGACCGCCGUUCAUCUGAUCACCACCAACAUCAUCCGCGACUAUGCCCAAUGCAAAAUAAUUUUAUCUCAUGCGGGUGGCACGCUGCCCUAUGUGAUCAAUCGAGCCGCAGUGCUGUGCAGUCGGCUGCGCAUCGGGGACAAGACGGAGGAAGAGUUCAUCGACGAAGCCCGGGCCUUGUAUAUCGAUGUCGCAUUUAGCGGUUAUGAGCCUCAGCUGCGACUGCUCAAAGAAUUUGCCAAACCAGGCCAUGUGUUGUUCGGAAGUGACUAUCCCUGGGAGCACGCCGAUGUCAUGCAGGUUCAGCUCGCGGCUACGGAUGCCGUUUUUGCUCAGGAGACGCGUGAGGCUGGAUUGAAAUUGUUCCCGCGGCUGAACCAGCGGGCUUCUUGACUGACUGAGGAGUUGAUUGAUCGAAUGAGCCUCAAGUCGCUGAGAGAGGGAUGUUACAUCUAUAGCUCAC
Aspergillus fijiensis CBS 313.89 is the source of this 1037-nucleotide messenger RNA. RefSeq names its product amidohydrolase family protein. Gene Ontology annotation, cellular component: cytosol; cytoplasm. The transcript has 2 exons. Gene Ontology annotation, molecular function: hydrolase activity; carboxy-lyase activity. The record is from RefSeq and is a predicted model, not a curated record. NCBI's taxonomy places the organism in Eukaryota, Fungi, Ascomycota, Eurotiomycetes, Eurotiales, Aspergillaceae. Gene Ontology annotation, biological process: secondary metabolic process. Bases 29 to 967 code for a protein of 312 amino acids.